Molecule: messenger RNA, 760 nt
Organism: Aureobasidium pullulans EXF-150
Lineage: Eukaryota; Fungi; Ascomycota; Dothideomycetes; Dothideales; Saccotheciaceae
Exons: 3
Coding region: 346-645 (99 amino acids)
Source: RefSeq, a predicted model, not a curated record
AUCUUAUUCUUGGUCGUUAUCUUGCAGCAACAGAGCUCUUCCACGCGGCCCAAGAAGAUUGUUUCUGUGGAGAUCCGCAUAGACUUGCUCAAAGUUGUUCGUGACAAGUGGCUUUGGCCUAGAUCCCGUUGGAUGCGGAGGAGCUCCCAUUUGUAAGCCAAAACCUUCUCCUCACACAACAUCAAGCCUCUUUCUGACACGACUGAUCUGCUAGAAAGAGAGAACAUUAUCGAAAGCGGGUCCUCGCCAAGGAUCCUCUACAGCCACGUUUAAAGCUAUGCCCGAGAUCGGGAAGUGCGCGAGGUGAGACCGGCGAGGUCUUGAUGCGGUAGGGCGAAGGCGAGGAUGAGCUGCGGCGCUCAAGGGCCUCGAGGCGAGCGGCGAGCUCAGCAAUCUGACGGUCGCGUAGGCGGAGUUGGUGCUGAGGUGGUUGUUUUCUUCGAUGUGACUGGCGGAGUCAUUGGAUUCAUGACUUUCGAAGUGCUCAGAGGCGACGGUCGCAGUCUGGCGGUUGUUGUGACGGUCGCUGCCAGUACGGUGAGCGCGAGGAGCCGGCAGAUCUUGGUCGCUAAGAUGAAGGCCGGCUCAAGAGAUUGUUCAAGGGGGAUGACAUGGUUGCAGCGUGCGAGUGAUGCGCCUUGUUGAGAGACUGAUCUUACGCGCGCUGCUUGAUGCGACUGUUCCUGCUCGAGGUUAGGUGACGGAGGACUUAAAGCUGUCUGCGCGGCCUUGUUAGAUGGUAAUGAAAGAAAGCGAGAUU